Molecule: messenger RNA, 954 nt
Organism: Trichoderma gamsii
Lineage: Eukaryota; Fungi; Ascomycota; Sordariomycetes; Hypocreales; Hypocreaceae
Product: isoflavone reductase family protein
Exons: 1
Coding region: 1-954 (317 amino acids)
Source: RefSeq, a predicted model, not a curated record
AUGGUUUUCACCAAGCUUAUUAUUGCUGGAAGCACCGGCUUAGUGGCCGACCAGGCGAUCCGCGCCAUCUUGGCCUCAACCAAGCCCAAGUUCGAUGUCACUAUAUUGACUCGAGCCGAUAGUGGAAAGGCACCAGCAUCCAUACCAGGCGCAAAAGUUGUUCCAAUCGACUACAACGACCAUAAUGGCCUUGUGAAGACUAUUAAGGGGGCUGAUGCAAUCCUAUCUUUCAUCUCUGGCCCUGUGUCUAAGGCUGUCGACCGGCUACUUCUCAAGGCGGCACAGGAAGCUGGGGUUCGACGCAUUUUCCCAUCGGAGUACACCUUGGACAUUCUGCAUCCUAAGGCAGUGAGUCUCCUGACCGAAGGCGGUAGCUGGCCCGACGAUACUUCACCUGUUGUUACUGCUCGGAUAUUCACCUCCCUCGCCAAGGAAGGGGGGCCGACGAGCUUUACGACCCUUAUACCGUCUGCCUUUAUGGAUGGGUGGUUGGAGGGAACUUUUGGCUCGUUCGAUCCCAAAAAUCGCAAAGCCACUGUUCUUGAUAGCGGAGACCACUAUUUCGCGGGAUGUUCACUCCCCUUUCUCGCGGCUGCUAUUGUUGCUGUUCUUCAAAUGGACGAAGAGAAGACUAAGAACAAGCGCAUCCCCAUUACUGAAGUGCGUGCGACCAUGAACCAAGUGGUGGAUACGUACGAAGAGCUCCUCGGCGCCAAGUUCCAGAGAGAUCGAGUCACGACCCAGGAAUUGCUGAACAAGAGGAAUGCAAACCUGGCUGCUGGAGCUCCGUUUGUUGCACUUUUCGACAGCAUCAUCGUGGGUGCAUUUGAUGGAAGUGGAGCGGGCGACCCCGAGGGCGGCUUGGAAUUCGACGGCGAUGGCUUUCUUACUGUGAAGAGGAAGACCCUCAAGGAGCUGACCACGGAAGCUCUCAAGAAGAUUGGAGCCCUCUAA